Molecule: messenger RNA, 1438 nt
Organism: Hibiscus syriacus
Lineage: Eukaryota; Viridiplantae; Streptophyta; Magnoliopsida; Malvales; Malvaceae
Product: novel plant SNARE 13-like
Exons: 10
Coding region: 260-1063 (267 amino acids)
Biological process (GO): vesicle fusion; retrograde vesicle-mediated transport, Golgi to endoplasmic reticulum
Cellular component (GO): Golgi apparatus; SNARE complex; endoplasmic reticulum membrane
Molecular function (GO): SNAP receptor activity; SNARE binding
Source: RefSeq, a predicted model, not a curated record
CAGGCUUUGUUGCUUUGCUCCUAACUUUUGUUUUCUCCUUCUUUCUCUGUAACCCUUCAAAUUUGAAAUUCAUUAUCUUUCGGAAUUUUUCUUUCCCUUUCUAUUUCUAGUUUAUUUUUGGGGAAAAAAAAGGAAGGAAAAAAAUCUCUGUCUGAGAGUAGUGGUUAGGGUUGUUCUUUGGAAUUUUGUACUGUUGGGAUUUGAAUGAGGAGAACAUAUAUACUUUUGGGAAACCGAAAUUGAAGAAUCGGCUGACUUCAUGGCCACCACGGAGUUGCAGAUGAGUCCUCAGUUGGAGCAGAUCCAUGGCGAAAUCCGCGAUCUUUUCCGUGCUCUGUCAAAUGGGUUUCAAAGGCUCGAUAAGAUGAAAGAUUCAAAUAGGCAAAGCAAACAGCUGGAAGAGCUUACUGGCAAGAUGAGGGAAUGUAAAAGAUUAAUCAAGGAGUUUGAUCGUGAAAUUAAAGAUGAUGAAAGGAAAAAUCCUGCUGAAGUGAACAAGCAACUCAAUGAUGAGAAGCAGUCAAUGAUAAAAGAACUGAAUUCGUAUGUAGCAUUGAGGAAAACAUACAUGAAUACCCUUGGUAACAAGAAAAUUGAACUCUUUGAUAUGGGAGCUGGAGUCAGUGAACCUACAGCCGAUGAAAAUGUUAAAGUGGCGUCAUCAAUGUCAAACCAAGAGCUUGUUGAUCAUGGGAUGAAGACAAUGGAUGAGACUGAUCAGGCCAUUGAACGCACAAAAAAGGUUGUUGAACAAACAAUUGAAGUGGGAACACAAACUGCCACUACUCUAAAAGGCCAAACUGAUCAAAUGGGCCGUAUUGUAAAUGAGCUGGAUACUAUCCAGUUUUCUAUUAAGAAGGCAUCACAGCUGGUAAAGGAGAUCGGUAGGCAGGUGGCCACUGAUAAAUGCAUCAUGCUAUUUCUUUUUCUUAUCGUAUGUGGUGUUAUAGCCAUCAUAGUUGUGAAGAUUGUGAAUCCGAACAACAAGGAUAUCAGAGACAUUCCAGGAUUGGCGCCUCCAGCACCUUCAAGGAGAUUGUUAUACCUAAGGGACCCGCAGUAAAAGGUGAUCAUUUCCGAUAAGUGAGUGGUUGGUUCUGCUUAUGCUUUGAAUACAUUAGAGUGGGGAGUAUCGGAAAGUUUGUGUGAGGGGUCUAAUGUUUUUUUCACGUUUGUAUUUUAUAUAAUCGAUUCUUGGCUGAGAUGUGCAUAUCCGGUUGUUGGUGAUGUUUGUUGUCUUGUGUAAAUUUGGUGGGAGGGGCUGUUGAAUCAUUUGAAAGAUUUAACUUUGAAGAUUGCUUGUAGGGCCAGAAAUUAAGAAGCCAUCUCUGAAGUGAAUUCCACAUAAUUGUUCGUGUCUUUGGAAGAGAGAUAUUGUUCAAGUGUUGUAUCUUAACAUUUUUAAGUGACGUGACACGUUCAUCCGAUCCGCAUUCAA